This is a messenger RNA of Olea europaea var. sylvestris, 1099 nucleotides long. Its product is annotated as phosphoprotein ECPP44-like. Gene Ontology annotation, biological process: response to water. The transcript is spliced from 2 exons. Gene Ontology annotation, cellular component: membrane. The record is from RefSeq and is a predicted model, not a curated record. Bases 129 to 857 code for a protein of 242 amino acids. Lineage: Eukaryota; Viridiplantae; Streptophyta; Magnoliopsida; Lamiales; Oleaceae.
UUGCCACUCUCAAAGCAUUACACAGAGUCUCUUCGUUUGAGUAAUUCGAAUUUUCCAGUUUCUUGAUUCAUUGGUUUCCUUUUAUCUUUAUAUAUCCGGUUAUCAUUUCUUGUUGAAUUUAGCAAAUAAUGGCUGAGGAAGUUCAGUACAAUCAUCAAAACAUUGAGAAGAAGAGCGAUGAGCCAUGCGAUCACGGCGUCUCCGCCCCCAUCAAGGUCGAUGAGUAUGCGGCACCGCCGUCUGUGGAGGCCACCGACCGUGGGCUGUUUGAUUUCAUUGGGAAGAAAGAGGAAGAGAAGAAGUGUCAGCAGGAAGUGAUCACCCCUCAGUUUGAAGAGAAAGUUCAGGUCUCUGAACCAGAGUGCAAGAAAGAGGAAAAGGAAGAAGAGAAAAAGCAUGAAGGCCUGCUCCAAAAGCUCCACCGAUCCAGCAGCUCUAGCUGCUCUUCGAGUGAUGAGGAGGACGUGAAAGGAGGGGAAGAGAAGAAGAAGAAAAAGAAGGGUUUGAAGGAGAAGAUAUCUGGUGAUAAAAAGGAAGAAGAGAAAAUUGAGAAGUACGAGAACACUUCUGUACCAGUAGAAAAAUAUGAUGAAAUACCAGUUCAUGAAAAAUCUGAGGAGAAGGAGGACUUCCUAGACAAGAUCAAGGAGAAAUUUCCCGGCGGCCAAAAGAAGGCGGAAGAGCUCGAGGUUCCUCCACCGCCACCUCCGGCUGCCGUUGAGUGCGCCACCCCUGACGGAGAGGUCAAGGAGAAGAAGGGUUUCUUGGAUAAGAUCAAAGAGAAGCUCCCUGGGUACCACUCCAAGACUGAAGAGGAAAAGGAGAAAGAAAAGGAAAAGGAGUCUGCAUGCCAUUAAGGAAUAAUCACAAAUGAUGUGGGGGUGUGUUUGAGUGGCGUGACGUCGUUUUGUUUGAUUUACUUUCUAUAUAUCAAAGUUUGUUUAUUUGGGGUUGGGUUGUCUUAUGGAAGUGAUCAUUGUGUCCAUACUGAAUCGUUCUGUGAGUUGCACAGUUUGAUAGUGGAUUGAUUGCUUCCUUUAGUUUGUAAUUUAAUCGUCUUUGUGAGAUCUUUAUGCAAAAUUGUUGGAAUUUGCUUCUA